AUGGAUCUCGACGAAGGAUGGAGAGAAAGGCAGCCGCUGGCAAUGGCGUCGGAAAAAGGCCCGAUAAGGCCUCCGAAUCUGGGAGGAGCAUUGAGCCGGAGGAGAAAAUUGCCAAACGACCACCUUCUAUGCAGCUUGAGAAUGACUACAUCUCUGCUGCUGGGUUCAGUGAAAAUCUAG
Molecule: messenger RNA, 180 nt
Organism: Ilex paraguariensis (yerba mate)
Lineage: Eukaryota; Viridiplantae; Streptophyta; Magnoliopsida; Aquifoliales; Aquifoliaceae
Source: the annotation of a GenBank genome assembly